This is a messenger RNA of Blastomyces dermatitidis ER-3, 1347 nucleotides long. RefSeq names its product glycolipid-anchored surface protein 5. The transcript has 7 exons. Lineage: Eukaryota; Fungi; Ascomycota; Eurotiomycetes; Onygenales; Ajellomycetaceae. The coding region runs from base 1 to 1347 and encodes 448 amino acids. Gene Ontology annotation, molecular function: 1,3-beta-glucanosyltransferase activity. Gene Ontology annotation, cellular component: cytoplasm; fungal-type cell wall. The record is from RefSeq and is a predicted model, not a curated record. Gene Ontology annotation, biological process: fungal-type cell wall (1->3)-beta-D-glucan biosynthetic process.
AUGAAAGCCACAGCCGUGUCUGCGUUGGCGGCAGCCAUUUUCGGGGCAUCGUCUGCUCUCGCUGGUGUGGCCAGCAAUGUCCAGGCCAGAGAGAGCAAAAUCACUCCUGUCACAGUCAAGGGGAAUGCAUUCUGGCAGGGAAACAAGCGUUUUUAUAUACGCGGAGUCGAUUAUCAACCAGGAGGAGCUUCCAAGGUCAAGGAUCCCAUCGCUGAUCCUGAGGUAUGCAAACGAGACAUCGCCAAAUUCAAGGAGCUGGGCCUGAACACUAUCCGCAUUUACACUGUCGACAACAGCAAGGACCACGACGAGUGCAUGCAGGCUCUGGCUGAUGCCGGCAUCUACCUUGUCCUCGAUGUCAACACUCCUAAGUAUUCUAUUAACCGCAUGGAACCCGAGAUUUCCUACAAUGACGUAUACCUCCAGAACGUCUUUGCUACCGUCGCAAUGUUCGCGAAAUAUGACAACACUCUAGCUUUCUUCUCCGGAAACGAGGUUAUCAACGAUGGGCCUACCUCUAAAACCGCCCCUUACGUCAAAGCAGUCACUCGUGAUAUUCGCCAAUUUAUCCGUAAGCAGGGCUUGAGAGAAGUCCCUGUUGGCUACUCUGCGGCUGAUGUCGACUCCAACCGUCUCCAGAUGGCGCAGUACAUGAACUGCGGUCCUGAUGACGAGCGCAGCGAUUUCUUUGCUUUCAACGAUUACUCCUGGUGUGACCCAUCCACCUUCGAGAAGGCCGGCUGGGACAAAAAAGUCGAGCUGUUCUCCGGGUAUGGACUGCCCCUUUUCCUCUCGGAGUACGGCUGUAACACGAACACACGCGAGUGGAACGAAGUGAAGGCUCUGUACUCCGAGAAAAUGACCAGCGUCUACUCUGGUGGUCUCGCCUAUGAAUAUUCCCAGGAGCCCAAUAACUAUGGUUUGGUUGAACUUAAGGACGGCAAGGUUAAGACUCGCAAAGACUUCGACACGCUGAAGAAAGCCUUCGCUGCCACCAAGAACCCAGCCGGUGACGGUGGAUAUAAUGAGGCCGGUGGAGCCAGCCCAUGCCCCAAGAAGAACGCUCCCAGCUGGGAUGUUGAUGGUGAUAAACUGCCUGCCAUCCCUGAGCCGGCAAAGGUAUAUGUCAUGAAAGGCGCUGGAAAAGGUCCUGGCCUAGGCGGUUCUGGUAGCCAAAACGCUGGCACCGGAUCAUCUGGCUCGGCUGAACCAGGUUCUGGUGCUUUAGACGGCAAGACUGGCAAAGGGGGUUCCGGGGGGCAAGGAAACGGUGCUGUUGGCUUACACCCCGGAUAUGCCGUCGUGUCGAUGUCGAUGGUCACUGCGGCUUUCUUCCUGAUGAACUAG